UUUAUAACUCUUGAUGUACCUUGCUUUCUUUCUUCAUAAAUUCGUCGUCGGAAAAUAUCCAACAACUUCCUCUCUCUCUCUAUAGAAAUCGAUUCUUAAAUUUAAUUAAGUUUACUUUUUGGAUUAGGGUUAGGGUUUCAAACUGCGAAAGCGUGGUGAUUGUUUGGAUUGUGUAAUAAUAAUACCAUGUAUGCUGAUCGAGUGGAAGCUGCAGCGAAGACGUCAAUAAAGGAUCGCCUUAAUGGCAGCAGCGUAGACGAUUCCGGACGCCGAAGGCAAAUCGUCCGCAAGAGGCAGAGGCAGGAUGAUGACAAGUGGGAACACGAUCUCUACAAUGAUGAACCUCAAGUUUCAGAUCGCAGAGUUGGUCCCAAAGAUCUUCGUUUGAAGCUUCAGAGAAAAAAUCUCCAACAAGCAACUCAAAGUGGAAAGGGAUCUUUUUCAGGAGGUGUAAAGGAUUUGCGUGAAAAGCUCUCUGGUAGCAUGCAUUCAAAGCCUGUGAACACUAAUCCUCCAAAGCCAAAAUUAGUACUUGAGGGCAGUAAACCAGCUAAGAAAAGUGUUGUUGUUGACGCCCCUGUGCCUGAGACCAAAGGAGUUGCCAGCUCGGUUUCUAGAAAAAAGACUCAGCAAAAGGCUGAAUCGGUGGACGGUUUCCUGCAGUCCCUGGGUCUUGAAAAAUACGCAAUUACAUUUCAAGCCGAGGAAGUUGAUAUGGACGCCCUUAUACACAUGAGUGAUGAGGAUCUCAAAGCCAUAGGAAUACCAAUGGGUCCAAGAAAGAAGAUACGGUUGGCAUUGGAGUCAAAAGUUUGACAUUUGGAAGUGGACCAGGUCAUUAGAUUGUUUGCCUGGAUAUCAAUGUUUUGGUCUAACAUCCGACAAAUCAGCAGGCCUGUGUUUUAAUUGGUACGAAGUGUCUGCAUGUAACUUUUCGGGACUGAAAUUGUCAAUUGUAUUGCUGAAAAUGGCUUCAAUCAGCUAGAAGAUUGAGAGCAACUUAAAUUUAACGAGUUUUAUGCUUUAUUUUAUCAAGUUGUUUCUCCGAGUCAUUUGAGAGCUUUUUUCAACAUUGGAGGAAGUGACGAGUGUUUAUGAAGUAGUGGCGUUAAGUCUAUUUAGUGCCCUAUUUGCGGUGGUGAGUGUUCAUGAGGUAGUGGCGUUAAGUCUAUUUAGUGCCACCCACAUUCAUUCGUACCAUGUACAUGAACACCUGUUAAAAAUGAGCAACAUCGUAUUUAAGAUUUUCAUCA
This is a messenger RNA of Cornus florida, 1253 nucleotides long. RefSeq lists its product as uncharacterized. Gene Ontology annotation, molecular function: protein binding. The transcript is spliced from 6 exons. Lineage: Eukaryota; Viridiplantae; Streptophyta; Magnoliopsida; Cornales; Cornaceae. The coding region runs from base 187 to 816 and encodes 209 amino acids. The record is from RefSeq and is a predicted model, not a curated record.